Solea senegalensis (Senegalese sole) is the source of this 526-nucleotide messenger RNA. It is a transcript of the gene gtf2h5, whose product is annotated as general transcription factor IIH, polypeptide 5. NCBI's taxonomy places the organism in Eukaryota, Metazoa, Chordata, Actinopteri, Pleuronectiformes, Soleidae. Gene Ontology annotation, biological process: nucleotide-excision repair, preincision complex assembly; nucleotide-excision repair; transcription by RNA polymerase II. The record is from RefSeq and is a predicted model, not a curated record. The coding region runs from base 139 to 354 and encodes 71 amino acids. The transcript has 3 exons. Gene Ontology annotation, cellular component: transcription factor TFIIH holo complex; transcription factor TFIIH core complex.
UCGGCACAUACCGUACAUGAUUGAUCACAGUACAUCCAGUUAGCAAGACACGGUACAGCAGAGCAACUCGUAGUGAAACUCGUCCUUUUUAUAUUUAUUUACUUGACUGAAGCUCGCCUUUCUCUCUGCCUGUAAAACAUGGUGAACGUGCACAAAGGUGUCCUUGUUGAAUGUGAUCCUGCAAUGAAACAGUUCCUGCUCUACCUGGAUGAAACUAUGGCCUUGGGGAAGAAGUUUGUCCUCAAAGAUCUUGACGACACGCAUCUCUUUAUCCUGGCAGAAGUGGUUCAGACUCUCCAGGACAGAGUCGGCGAGCUAAUGGACCAAAAUUCAUUCCCCAUCACGCAGAAAUGACGGGCUUCUAUACUUGGAAUCAGGACUGUUUAAGACAUUAUCAAAUGAGCACUGCACUGUUUUAAAUGCAGACGGAAAGUUACUUUUGGAAAACUAAUGUGGAAAACUUAAGUAAAUGCUGCACCAUGUUUUACUUUGAAUCCAUUGUGAUUAAAUAUAUUUUGAAUUUUAA